AUGUCAUCGUCAUCAAGGUACAGGGAUUCUGGUAAUCCAGAUUGCAAAAUAUAUGUUGGUGAUUUAGGAUCAUCUGCAUCCAAACAAGAUUUAGAAGAUGCUUUUUCAUAUUACGGUUCAAUUCGUAAUGUAUGGGUUGCCCGUAAUCCUCCUGGUUUUGCUUUUGUUGAAUUUGAAGAUCCAAGAGAUGCAGAAGAUGCAGUUAGAGGUUUAGAUGGAAGGAGCAUUUGUGGUAGACGAGUCCGAGUUGAAUUAUCUAAUGCUGGAUCACGUAAAGGUGCUUAUCGGGGAGGCCCACCUCGUCGAGGACGUCCAUUCCAUCCUGAAGACAAAUGUUAUGAAUGUGGUGAUAGAGGACAUUAUGCCCGUGAUUGUAGACGUUUUAAAGGAGGGCGACGCAGGUAA
This is a messenger RNA of Macrosiphum euphorbiae (potato aphid), 405 nucleotides long. NCBI's taxonomy places the organism in Eukaryota, Metazoa, Arthropoda, Insecta, Hemiptera, Aphididae. The record is from the annotation of a GenBank genome assembly.